AAAGACAUGGACAAAAUGCUGUGCAUGAUCGUCUUCGGUGCUUUACUCGUCGCAAGUUUGGUGCAAGAUGCAGCAGCACAAACGGUGCAUGUGGUCGGGGACAAUCUGGGUUGGAUCAUACCUAGCAAUGGUGCAGCAGCUUACACAAAUUGGGCUGCUGGGAAAACCUUCAGGGUUGGUGACACUCUAGUUUUCAAUUUUAUGACCGACCGACAUGACGUGUUGCAAGUAAAAAAAUCUUCGUUCGAUGGGUGCAAUUCUCAGAAUGCCAUAGGCAAUCCCAUAAUGACAGGACCAGCAAAUGUGACUCUUGACUCUGCUGGAGACCACUACUAUAUUUGCACUUUUGGUAGGCAUUGCCAAAAUGGUCAGAAAUUAGCUAUUACUGUUUCCAGCUCGGGUACUCCAGGAGCCAACCCACCUACACCGUUUGCUGCAGGACCUUCAGGAGCCAACUCGCCUAACCCGAGCAAUCCAACCACUACUGUACCUUCACCAUCCUCUUCCACUCAACCAGAAGCUUGUGCACCUACACCGUCUGCUGCUGGACCUUCAAGUUCCACUCCUGGUGUUAGUACACCUCCUUCUACUUCCUCCUCAACGACCAUAUUGGCCAAUUUUCUGCUCAGUCUGUCCUCGAUUGCCCUGGCUGCUUUUCUUUAA
Molecule: messenger RNA, 663 nt
Organism: Lycium ferocissimum
Lineage: Eukaryota; Viridiplantae; Streptophyta; Magnoliopsida; Solanales; Solanaceae
Product: cucumber peeling cupredoxin-like
Exons: 2
Coding region: 7-663 (218 amino acids)
Cellular component (GO): plasma membrane
Molecular function (GO): electron transfer activity
Source: RefSeq, a predicted model, not a curated record